Procambarus clarkii (red swamp crayfish) is the source of this 2078-nucleotide messenger RNA. Its product is annotated as leukocyte elastase inhibitor. Lineage: Eukaryota; Metazoa; Arthropoda; Malacostraca; Decapoda; Cambaridae. The record is from RefSeq and is a predicted model, not a curated record. Gene Ontology annotation, molecular function: serine-type endopeptidase inhibitor activity.
CACCCGGGACGGUUGCCAUCUAGCGACCAGCAGGACGGGAACGGCUUCAGGUGUAAACAGGCGCUGGUAGAAUUUCCCGUCAGUCGUGUGGCUGCAAGCUGGCAGUUUUUACCAACAGCAUCGACUGUUGAAGAUACUGGCUCAGCAAGGUUUUGAAGAACUGAAAUCUACAGUGUGUGGGAAUUGAAGCUCUCCGUGGGCGACGGCAAGGAUGCGAGUACCUGUGAUUGUGAUGACGGUGGUGGGGGCGUGUGUGGGCAUAUCCUGGCCUGCUGAGCCCGAGUCAAUAUGGGGUCCCUUUACUCCACUCACACCUGUUGGCGCACUCUUAUUCGAGUCCGUACCCGCCCGUGUACCCGCCCGUGCACCCGCACAAGCAGCCGGACGUGAAUCCGGACGUGCACCCGCACAAGCAGCCGGACGUGAACCCACCCGUGCACCCGCGCAAGCAGCCGGACGUGAUCCCGGACGUGCACCCGCACAAGCAGCCAGACCUGAACCCGGACGUGCACCCACACAAGCAACCGGACAAGCACCCGGACAAACACCCUCACAAGCAGCCGGACAAGCACCCGGACAUACACCCUCACAAGCAUUUGGACAUACACCCGGACAAGCACCCGGACAAGCACCAGGACAUACAGCAACAGCUGUGGCCAUCGAGCUUGGUAACCGUAUCCAGGAGUUGGCGUUGGACCUGUCAGCAGAGAUCAGCGAGGACUCCACGGUGACUUUCUCUCCCAUAAGUGUGACUGCCCUACUCUCAGUGUUACUGCUAGGAGCUCGCGACAUCUCCUAUCAGCAGCUAUACAAUAUUUUUCAUCUCCCUGCUGGUAUAGCUGAGGCCUCAUUCCAUAAGCACUUCCAGGAGCUCAUCGAGUCAAUCACCCAGCGCAGCCCAGGCGUCACAAUAAACAUAGCCACUGGUCUCUUCCUCGGGAAAGAAGCUGAUGUCUUAUCUGAUUUCACCAGCAGUGCACGUGUGCAUUACGACAGUGAAGUCCGUACCUUGGAUUUCCGCGAUAAUUCCGUGGGUGCUACUAAAGCCAUCAACGAGUGGGUAAAACUACGGACAGAGGGUAUGAUUCCGGAACUACUAACUCAGCCACUCAGCUCUCAGACUGUGUUUGUGGCAACCAACACCGUUUUUUUCAACGGCACUUGGGAGACACCAUUUAACCCUUCAUUUACUACUGAUGCACCUUUUGAAACUGGAACUGAAACUCUUCAGGUGCCCAUGAUGCUUUCUAUUUUGGAUGUACCCUAUAUAGACAUUCCUGAUAUGGAUGCUCACAUGAUAGCCCUACCUUACAAAGGUGGUCGUUUUGCCAUGUUCAUUCUGAUGCCUCUAGGCCCUGUAACCGCUAACCUGGGGGAUCUUGAGCUUCGUUUAGAGGCAAAUGUUAUUAAUAAUCUCAUCAAGAACAUGGUCAACACCAAAGUUAGCGUGGGUUUACCCAGAAUGCGCCUCAGCUACAAAACUAGCCUCAAGAAACCUCUCGCAACUCUUGGUGCUGAUUCUAUUUUCCACCCUCAGAAAGCUGACUUCAGUAAACUGACAGCGAAUCAGCAGGUGUGGGUGGACGACGUGAUCCACGAGACUGUGAUAGAGAUCUCUGAAACAGGGACGAAGGCCGCUGCUAGCAGCUCUGCUUCUGGAAACCGCGUAGGAAGUACCGAGAGAUUUGUUGUUAACCGGCCAGUUAUCUUCUUCAUCCGGGACUUACGAUCAGGGCUUCCUCUCUUUUGGGGAAGGUUGAUAAAGCCUGAAAUACUAGGUCAAGCCUCAGGCUGAGUCUCAAAGUGAGGUAGAUUAAGAAUGUUGAUAUUACUGUUAUUUUAAGUCUCGUAAGAAGAACUAAGGUUGGAGGUAGCUGCCUGCUCCGGAACUCACUCUGGAUGUCUCCAUGUCGCGAAGGAAAUACCUAAAGUGCUCUUCAUUACUUGCUAGAGCUUUCGAUAUUUGUUUUGCAUUAAUUUAAAUUAAAUCAAGACCUGCUCUUGAUGAUGUAGAUGGUACAAAAUAUGUAGUUGUAAAUAUAUGUAUAUUAAUGCAUUUAAUGCAUUCAGCUACUGUA